AGACAAAGUGAAGUGAGUGUGUACCGCUGAUUAUUUGUACUUACCAGUAUAAAAGAAAUAUCUCAUUCCACGUGUCAAUCGCAAAUAUCUACUUCAUUCCCAAUUCAUCGAGAAAUGUAACCAAGGAAGGAUGGGAUGGGUGAGGCUUUCUUUCGUUUAUGUACAUCAUUAACGCACUUUCAUUGCUUACAGAUUUGUUAGAACACUUCCUUUCUUUCUUUCUUUCCUUCUUCAAUUUCUUGAGAUUUCAUUGCAAUGGACUACUCCUGUGUGCUAUUUCACUGCAAAAUUCCUUCCACCCUCAGUCUCGGCCGCACUGUUACUAAUAAUUCUAGACGUGCUCAAGGUGAUAUCCCCCCCAACUUUCUUCUUGGGCGCAAAGUCUCGAUCCCCCUUCCUCAUUGGCGAUUCUUUCCUGUUAAUCCCACAAGAAGGGAUUCUCUUAAAAUGACCAUCUGUGCUGUUUCUUCGCUUGAAACAAGUGGUAAAGAAAUGGAGAAGGGAAAAUCUAAAACACCUGGGGGUGACCAGGUGAAGCUAAAAGUUUGGCUAGAACACCAAGUUAAAUUCGGGGAGCAUGUUGCGAUUUUUGGAUCUGCAAAAGAAUUGGGAUCCUGGAAGAAGAAAGUGGUGAUGGACUGGACGGAAAAUGGAUGGGUUUGUGAUUUGGAACUGGCAGGCAAUGAAGAGCCUGUUGAGUACAAGUUUGUGAUAGUUGGAGAGGAUGGCAGCUUAACAUGGGAAAGUGGUGACAACCGCAUUUUACAGAUCCCAAGAAAAGGAUGUUUCAGUGCUGUUUGUAAGUGGGACAAAACUAAUGAACAGGUGGAAUUAUUGCCCCUAGAUCAGGCUCAGGAAGAAGUAGAGGCUGAAGACAGUGAGCGGAGUGUUUCUGAUGCAUUAGAAAAGGCUGUCUUCACAAGCCCCUUUGUGGACCAAUGGCAGGGUAGAGAUGUUUCAUUUGUUCGGUCAAAGGAUUAUUUUGAUGCUGAAAAGGAGACGAAAAGGGAUACUUCUGGACUUGAAGGUAUUGCUUUGAAGUUAGUGGAAAGUGAUCAGAGUGCUCGGAACUGGUGGCGGAAGCUUGAAGUUGUUCGAGAGCUUUUGGUAGAAAAUAUGGAGAAUGGAAAUCGCUUGGAAGCUCUUACAUAUUCAGCAGUAUAUCUGAAGUGGAUAAACACUGGUCAGAUUCCUUGCUUUGAAGAUGGCGGUCAUCAUCGUCCAAACAGGCAUGCAGAGAUUUCCAGGCUUAUAUUUCGGGAACUGGAAAGAAUUUACACCAAGAAAGACACCUCACUUGAGGAACUAAUAGUUAUCCGCAAGAUUCAUCCAUGUUUGCCUUCUUUUAAGGCAGAGUUUACUGCAUCUGUUCCAUUAACGAGAAUUCGCGAUAUUGCUCAUAGAAAUGAUAUCCCUCAUGAUCUUAAGCAAGAAAUUAAACAUACAAUACAAAACAAGCUUCACAGAAAUGCGGGCCCAGAAGAUUUGGUUGCAACAGAAGCAAUGCUUGCUAGAAUUACAAAGAAUCCUGGAGAAUACAAUUAUGCUUUUGUUGAGCAAUUCAAGCUUUUCCAUCAAGAGCUUAAAGAUUUUUUCAAUGCUGGAAGUCUGGAAGAAAAACUGGAAGCAAUUAGAGAUUCUCUGGAUCAAAGCUCUGAAGCUCUGCAUGUGUUCUUAGAGUCAAAAAAGGUACUGGAUGGUAUGGACAAUAAUACUUCUGGAAGUGAAUCAAUGGGAGCACUCUUGAAAGUUAUACAUGCUCUGAAUAAUCUUCGCCACGAAAUUAUUAAAGGUCUUGAGAGUGGGCUGCGUAAUGAUGCACCUGAUGGAGCAAUAGCAAUGCGCCAAAAGUGGCGUCUUUGUGAGAUUGGUCUUGAAGACUAUGCAUUUGUGCUGUUAAGCAGGUUUCUUAAUGCCCUUGAAGCUGUUGGGGGAGCUGGGUGGCUUGCAGAAAAUGUAGUGCAAAAUAAUGUCAGUUCUUGGAGUGAUACAUUUGGAGCUCUUGUCAUCAGCAUCCUUCAAUUGGGACUAUCUGGCUGGAACCCUGAAGAGUGCCAGGUUAUUAGGAAUGAGCUAUUAGCGUGGCAAGGGAGAGGCCUUCUAGAAACUGAAGGCAGUGAAAAUGGCAAAAGGAUCUGGGCCUUGAGGCUUAAAGCUACACUUGAUAGAGCUAAGAGACUGACUGAAGAAUUUUCUGACGAACUUCUUAAUAUCUUCCCUCAAAAGGUUCAGGUAUUAGGAAAAGCUUUUGGGAUUCCAGAAAAUACCGUGAGGACAUACACUGAAGCUGAGAUUCGGGCAGGUGUAGUUUUUCAGGUUUCCAAACUGUGCACCAUCCUCUUAAAGGCUGUCCGGAGUGUUCUUGGAUCUCAUGGUUGGGAUAUUGUUGUACCUGGAUCUGCUUCUGGUUCACUCAUCCAGGUGGAGAAAAUUGUUCCUGGGGCAUUACCAUCGUCUGCAGAGGGACCCAUUAUUCUACUUGUCAGCAAAGCUGAUGGAGAUGAAGAGGUCACAGCAGCUGGAUCUAAUGUUUCUGGAGUCAUACUUAUGCAAGAGCUGCCUCAUUUGUCUCAUCUUGGAGUCAGGGCUCGCCAAGAGAAGGUUGUGUUUGUGACAUGUGAAGAUGAUGAACAGGCUGCGGAUAUAGAAAUGCUGAAGGGAAAAUUUGUGAGGUUGGAAGCAUCAUCUAGAGGUGUCAGCUUGACUGCAACUUCUGCAAAUCACAGCAAUGGUAGCAUACCACUGGAAAACCAAUCAGUGGGAAACUCAGGCACCCCUUCGCAUACUAUAAACCGCUCUAACAUCAGUCAGCUUGAAUCGACUGGAGCCAUUGUAUUGCUUGCCGAUGCUAAUCUGCAGAACUCAGGUGCAAAGGCUACAGCCUGUGGUAGACUAGCGUCUUUGGCUGCUGAUUCUGCCAAAGUGUACAAUGAACAAGGAGUUCCAGCAUCAUUUAAAGUCCCAAAUGGAGCUACAAUACCUUUCGGUUCUAUGGAAAUGGCACUGGAACGCAAUGGCUCGAUGGACAGGUUCAGGUCUCUGAUUGAGAGAAUAGAGACAGCUGGAGUUGGCGAAGAGCUUGAGGGGCUUUGCAGCGAACUUCAGAAGCUUAUUUCCUCCUUGAACCCUCCCAAAGAAACCAUUGAAAGCUUGUCAAAAGUAUUUCCCAACGACGAUGUGCGGCUGAUAGUUCGGUCUAGCGCCAAUGUAGAGGACCUGGCGGGGAUGUCAGCUGCUGGGCUCUAUGAUUCGAUUCCGAACGUGAGCACUGGUAACCCAGUGGGGUUUGGGAAUGCUGUGAGCCAUGUGUGGGCCUCCCUGUACACGCGCAGAGCGGUUCUAAGCCGCAGAGCUGCCGGAGUAGCCCAGAGGGAGGCUGCGAUGGCUGUGUUGGUGCAGGAAAUGGUGUCGCCGGAGGUGUCCUUUGUGCUCCACACACUGAGUCCCACGGACAGGGACCCAAAUAUGGUGGAGGCAGAGCUGGCUCCUGGGCUCGGGGAGACUCUGGCUUCGGGCACCAGGGGAACUCCCUGGAGGCUGGCCAGUGGCAAGUUUGGGGAUGGGGUGACAACGCUGGCGUUUGCAAAUUUCAGCGAGGAAAUGGUGGCGAGCGGGGGCGAGGAUGGGCAAGUGAUGAGGCUGAGAGUGGACUACAGCAGGAGGCCCCUGACGGUGGACGGCGGGUUCAGGCAGCAGCUGGGGCAGAGGCUGGGUGCCAUAGGGCUGUUCCUGGAGCAGAGGUUCGGAGGGGGGCCGCAGGACGUGGAAGGAUGCUUGGUGGGCAAAGAUGUGUUCAUAGUGCAGACGAGGCCACAGCCGCAAUGAAACGAAAAUGUGAAAUACGAAUAUGAAGGAAGGAAGGAAGGAAGGAUGGGAAGCAAUACCCAGGGCAGCAGCCAUUAGCCAUUCGGGACAAGCCAACCAAGCCAAGAUAGUAGUUAGUAAUAAUACUAGUAAUGGUAAUAGGCCAAGACAGGCAGGCAGGCAGGCAAGCAUGUUCUUUCUGUACUGUUCUGUUCUAUUCUGCUUUGAAUGGCUGACUGAUUGAUGGUAGUUCAUAUUAAAUAUUGAAGUGCAUUAUAUUAAGAUUGGGGCAGCAACCGUAAUCGUGUGUGUUACUAGUAUUAUUGAAGCAAGUAGACAAGGAAGAGGGGUUGUUUAUUAUGUGGUUGGAUGUUACAAUGUAAACAACACACACAAGUUCGUUCAGCAGCACGCCAGCCACGCCCACUACAAGUGACAAACAAACCACUGCUGAGAGAGGAGACCUCCUCCUGCGCCACCUAACCCAUCCAUCCACCUACCAAUUAAAGAAAUCUCAAACACCAUCGAUUAUGAAUGAAUCAUUGCAUUGCAGCAGCAUACAUUCUUCCCUUCCCUUCGUCCCAGGUGCUGAUAGUAAUGCAAUGAAUGAUUAACCAUCGACCAAAAACAGGCCACUGUUUUCUUAUUAGGAAAAAGGAAAUCUGCAAACUCAUGACCAGACCAGACUCGACACGCACACAACAGCAACGCAUGCAUCUAUUUUUAAACAACACUAUCUCAUGGCAUGGCAUGGCACCGCACGGCACCUCACACAACCGCACCACACCAAAAUAAAACCAUGACACAGACAGAAAGGACACAAAACACCCGCCAGCUUUAUUCUUGCAGUAACAAUCAACCCCCAAGCUGUGUUACCGCACACAAUCAGACAAGACAGGAA
Molecule: messenger RNA, 4705 nt
Organism: Andrographis paniculata
Lineage: Eukaryota; Viridiplantae; Streptophyta; Magnoliopsida; Lamiales; Acanthaceae
Product: phosphoglucan, water dikinase, chloroplastic
Exons: 19
Coding region: 256-3825 (1189 amino acids)
Biological process (GO): phosphorylation
Molecular function (GO): ATP binding; kinase activity; starch binding
Source: RefSeq, a predicted model, not a curated record